Molecule: messenger RNA, 323 nt
Organism: Staurois parvus
Lineage: Eukaryota; Metazoa; Chordata; Amphibia; Anura; Ranidae
Source: the annotation of a GenBank genome assembly
CAUCUGGCCACACCCCUGGGUUCAUAUAACAGCUCCGCCUCCUUGACGGUGAUUGGCCGGCGCAACUGUAGCUCAGGAGAGGCACUCAGGUGGCCAAUCACCGGUGAGGAGGUGGAGCUUGGAGAGGAGGAGCUGAGCGGCAGCACGAAGAUCAAAGAAGAUCGCGUGAGGGAGCUGCCGGAGCGAGUGAAGAGAGCGGCCAAAGAAGGAAGACAGCUGUCCGGUAAGUGUCUCUACUCCAGGUUUGUUGGCUGUAGAGGGAGGGAGUGAGCCCAGGCUGGAGCAGGGGUCAGCAAGGUAAGUAUCAUUGGUGUCAGUGGGAG